Molecule: messenger RNA, 1771 nt
Organism: Polypterus senegalus (gray bichir)
Lineage: Eukaryota; Metazoa; Chordata; Cladistia; Polypteriformes; Polypteridae
Product: caspase-6-like
Exons: 8
Coding region: 94-1182 (362 amino acids)
Biological process (GO): proteolysis; apoptotic process; lipid catabolic process
Cellular component (GO): extracellular region; cytoplasm
Molecular function (GO): A2-type glycerophospholipase activity; calcium ion binding
Source: RefSeq, a predicted model, not a curated record
UAUACGUGACGCAAAGCGUUUACCUUCACCUCGCAUGAUGGAGGAAUAGGAGAGGAAAGCGAAAGUCCGGACCUGUACGGGUGAGCGUCCAGGAUGCUUCCUUUGUGGAUUUCUGUCCUGGCGGCUUUAUUGUCCUGGCGGCCUGUGAGUUGCCUGGCCGCCGACUCUCAUCAGGAGCCGGAGACCCCGGACUGGAGGAUGACUCUGAAAACCAUCCGGAACGGCGUGCAUCGCAUCGACAUGUACCUGAACGCGGCCCUCGAGCUCUUCGGAGGGGAGGACGGACUGUGUCACUACAAGUGCAUGGACGGUAAAAGCGAGCAAGACAGCCGGCCCAUGGAGAAGAAAGUCAAAGGUGCUGACGACAACGUCACAGAGACGGACUCCUUUGUACAAAGCGACACGUUCGACCCUGCAGAAGAAUACCACAUGACCCAUAAGCGGCGUGGAGUCGCUCUCAUCUUUAACCAAGAGCGCUUCUUCUGGUAUUUGGCCAUGCCCAAUAGGAACGGCACAAACGCAGACAAGGAGAACUUGAUGAGACGGUUGACGGAGCUCAAUUUUGACGUCCGGGCAUAUGACAAUCUGAAAGUGGAAGACAUGUGGAACAAGAUUAUGGAUGCGGCUGCCGAGGACCACAGCGAUGCAGACUGCUUCUUGUGCGUCUUUUUGAGCCACGGUGAAAACGAUCACGUGUACGCCUAUGAUGCCAAAGUGAAAAUUCAGGAUCUGACCGCCCAGUUUAAGGGGGACAAGUGCAAGAGCCUAGUUGGCAAGCCCAAGAUUUUUAUAAUCCAGGCCUGUCGUGGUGACAAGCAUGAUGAGCCCGUGGUUCCAAUGGACAGUGUGGACAGCCAGGUGAACGAAGUGGUGGCAGAUGCUGGCGCCGUGUACACGCUGCCGGCUGGCGCAGACUUCAUCAUGUGCUACUCUGUGGCAGAAGGCUACUAUUCCCACCGAGAGACCGUCCGCGGCUCCUGGUACAUUCAGGACUUGUGCGCCGCCCUCACGAAGUUUGGCCCCACGCUGGAGUUCACGGAGAUCUUAACGCUCGUCAACCGGAAAGUGGCAGCGAGACGCGUAGACCGGUGCGCCGACCGGAGCUCCCUCGGCAAAAAGCAAGUGCCCUGCUUCGCUUCAAUGUUGACCAAGAAGAUGUACUUUCGACCGAAGUCGAGCUGAGCCAAGGACGCUUUCACGUUUUUAACAAAGGGGUGGGGUUGGGUCGGGGGGGAUUGGGGUAAUGGCGGCGGCGGCUUCUUUCUUUCUUCCUUCCUUCCUGUUUGAGCUGCUGGGCCUCGAGUGCUGGAAGCAGCGGAGGGAUUGGACACUUCGAGGAGCAAAAGGGAAACGACUUUGUGUCGCUCUGUCUGUCCAUGGCAGCCCCCCGCCUUUCUCUGGGAAAUUAAAGAAAAUGUGAACGGGGACCCCCGGGGCUCUCGCUGGGCGCCUUACUUUUUGUCGGAGUUACUGCAGUGCCUUCCAUUUAAAUUUGAAUCAAACGGACUGGCUGCUCUCUUUGUGUUCUGGUAAGGCGCUAUAUAAGAGCAGGAUCGGCACGGACGAGGACAACACGUGCGUAGGGUCGAAAGGCACCGGCGGACGAGCAGCGCGACACGCUCAGUGAAAGAAAGUGAAGCGCCGAAUAAAAAUGGUAAUGGUGGUCUUACAAUAAUAAAAAUGGUAAUGGUGGUCUUACAAUAAAAAGCAAGCAUUUGGGGGUUUCCAUUGACGCCUGUUCAGACAUCAGAAACGAUCAGCCGGCAUUUAU